CCCGUGUGCCUGCCCCCGCCGGCCGGGGGUGGCGAGGCCCGCGCCGCCAUGAACUUGGCCAGCCAGAGCGGCGAAGCCGGCAACGGGCAGCUGCUCUUCGCCAACUUCAACCAGGACAACACGUCCCUUGCUGUUGGCAGUAAGUCGGGCUACAAAUUCUUCUCUCUUUCUUCUGUGGACAAAUUAGAGCAAAUCUAUGAAUGCACUGACACAGAGGAUGUGUGCAUUGUGGAGAGACUCUUCUCCAGUAGUCUGGUGGCCAUAGUUAGCCUUAAAGCUCCACGCAAGCUGAAAGUUUGUCACUUUAAGAAGGGGACUGAGAUUUGCAACUACAGCUACUCCAACACCAUCUUGGCUGUGAAACUCAAUAGACAGAGGCUGAUAGUAUGUCUGGAAGAGUCUCUUUAUAUACACAACAUACGAGACAUGAAGGUAUUACACACGAUCAGGGAGACGCCUCCAAAUCCCGCAGGACUGUGCGCAUUAUCGAUAAACAAUGACAACUGCUACCUGGCUUACCCAGGGAGUGCAACUAUUGGAGAAGUACAGGUCUUUGACACCAUCAAUCUGAGAGCUGCUAAUAUGAUCCCAGCUCAUGACAGUCCCUUGGCUGCUUUGGCAUUUGACGCAACUGGUACUAAACUUGCCACUGCAUCAGAAAAGGGGACAGUGAUCAGAGUAUUUUCCAUUCCGGAGGGGCAGAAACUCUUUGAAUUCCGAAGAGGAGUGAAGAGGUGUGUGAGCAUCUGUUCGUUGGCUUUCAGCAUGGAUGGCAUGUUUCUGUCUGCAUCCAGCAACACGGAAACAGUGCAUAUCUUCAAACUUGAGACUGUGAAAGAAAAACCUCAGGAAGAGCCUACAACCUGGACGGGCUACUUUGGAAAAGUGCUCAUGGCCUCCACAAGUUAUCUGCCCUCUCAAGUCACAGAAAUGUUCAACCAGGGCAGAGCCUUUGCUACGGUCCGCCUGCCCUUCUGCGGACACAAAAACAUCUGCGCACUUGCUACAAUUCAGAAGAUCCCUCGUUUAUUGGUGGGAGCUGCUGAUGGGUAUCUCUACAUGUAUAACCUAGACCCCCAAGAGGGAGGAGAGUGCACACUAAUGAAGCAGCACAAGCUGGACGGCAGCAUGGAGCCGGCGAACGAGAUCUUGGAGUCCGCCUCCCACGACCGCCCGUUGGUAGCACAGACGUACAGCGCUGCCGUGACUAAAGGUACAUACGUGCCUUCCUCACCCACCAGGCAUGCCUAUACAGAUGACCUGGGUGCUGUGGGUGGAGCUUGCCUGGAAGAUGAAACCAACUCACUUAGAUUGGAUGAAGACAGCGAACAUCCCCCCAUGAUUCUUCGGACGGACUAAACUUUGACCUGUGAACUCACUCCUGAAGCAGAGAACACUGGCUUGAUGUUUCUUGAGGAAUCUCGUGUUAUGCUGCUAUGAACUUUGACAUGAGCUGGGAGAGAGGAUGACAGACUCUUAAGUUUUAAAAGUCGUAGCUGUAGUCCUAAUUCUAUACCAUUGGAAAAAAAUAUAUGAUUUUCAAUUCAGUGGCUUUUAAUCUUGCUUAUCUAUUUUAGCUGUGGGGUUUUUUUUGUUGCCAAAACCUGCUGUUUGUGCAGCCCUCCGAGCCUACUAGCUUUGCAUGCAUUCAUGUGCCAAGCAAGCAUAGGAGAGGGAGAGAGAAAGA
Messenger RNA from Nothoprocta perdicaria, 1687 nucleotides. It is a transcript of the gene WIPI2, whose product is annotated as WD repeat domain, phosphoinositide interacting 2. Gene Ontology annotation, biological process: protein localization to phagophore assembly site; protein lipidation; nucleophagy. The record is from RefSeq and is a predicted model, not a curated record. Bases 49 to 1359 code for a protein of 436 amino acids. The transcript is spliced from 12 exons. Gene Ontology annotation, cellular component: phagophore assembly site membrane; extrinsic component of membrane; cytosol. Gene Ontology annotation, molecular function: protein binding; phosphatidylinositol-3-phosphate binding; phosphatidylinositol-3,5-bisphosphate binding. NCBI's taxonomy places the organism in Eukaryota, Metazoa, Chordata, Aves, Tinamiformes, Tinamidae.